This is a messenger RNA of Aspergillus ruber CBS 135680, 1110 nucleotides long. Its product is annotated as dienelactone hydrolase family protein. The coding region runs from base 311 to 1048 and encodes 245 amino acids. The record is from RefSeq and is a predicted model, not a curated record. Gene Ontology annotation, molecular function: hydrolase activity. NCBI's taxonomy places the organism in Eukaryota, Fungi, Ascomycota, Eurotiomycetes, Eurotiales, Aspergillaceae. The transcript has 3 exons.
GCAGUAGAUUAGAGAUGGCAGGUGGCAAUGAGCAUGGUUUCUUUGUAUCGAAAGAAUUGGUGUCGAGAACGAAUCAGUCUUCCCCGCAGGAUUAGUCAGUAUGAGCAAGUAAGUUAACUAUUUCCCGAGGAACGGAGCAGGCAAGUGGGGUUGGAGAGAAAAAUUGGAAAGGAGAGAGGCGUGGGACCUUGAAUGACGACGUUAUAUAAGAGGGGCCCGCCGGGUCGGUCAGUGUAGCUUUUCUCCAGCUUAGACUUGAUAUCCCCAUUUUCUCCCCCUAUAUCUCUCUUAUACCUCCAUAUCUUUCAAAAUGGCCUCCAACCCCCCCGGAGCUUGCUGUGCCACUGGCUUUAAGCACGAGGGUACUCCUGUCGGUGAGGUGAAGAACAUCGCUGGUGUCGACACCUACAUCACCUACCCUAAGGACAACAAGAACCCCGACAAGGCCGUCAUCAUCCUCACCGACAUCUUCGGUCUCUUCGUCAACAGCAAGCUUCUUGCCGAUGAGUACGCCAAUAAUGGCUACUUGACCAUCAUCCCCGACCUCUUCCAUGGCGACCCCAUUCAGAUCGGUGACAUGGAGGCCGGCAAGGUCAACCUUCCCGAAUGGAUCCCCAACCACCAGCCCGGUCGUGUCGACCCCGUUGUCGAGGGCUCCAUCAAGUACCUGAGAGAAGACUUGGGUAUCAAGCGUGUUGCUGGUGUUGGCUACUGCUUCGGCGGCAAGUACGUUUGCCGCUUCUUGAGGAAUGGCAAGCUCGACGUCGGCUACACUGCUCACCCCUCAUUCGUCACCCAUGAGGAACUCGGUGGCAUCACUGGUCCUUUGUCCAUUGCUGCUUCUGAAAUCGACCAGAUCUUCACUACCCAGCUCCGUCACGAGUCCGAGGACACCCUCAUCAAGACCGGCCAGCCCUGGCAGAUCAACCUCUACAGCGGUGUCACUCACGGUUUCGCCGUCCGUGCCGAUUUGAGCAACCCGCACUUCAAGUUCGCCAAGGAGCAGGCCUUCUGCCAGGCUGUUGUGUGGUUCAACCAGUACCUGUAAAUUGAUAGAAUUACAAAUAUAGAUAGCCAAGAUCAUGAACGAUAAUAAUGAGAAACGAGUAA